AUGAGCGGCUACGCAUACGGCCAGCCCUACACCACUGGCUAUACGUACGCCCAGCAUCAGCCCGGGCCGCCGCCAGCCCCACCGCUCCCGCCGCGGCCACCACAGCUCGGGGAGGAUCCCGCCGCCGCGCUCACACAGCAGUUUGGCAGCCUGGGGAUAUCGCCCACAGCACAACCGGCGCCGCACCCGCAGUACCAGCAGCAGGUGCAUCCCCCGGCAGGGACCUGGCAGCAGCAUCCGGCGCCGCCGCCGCAGCAGCAGCACUCCCGGCCCGCGUACCAGCAACAACAAGCUUACCCGGCCCAGCAGUACGCCCAGCAACCAUACGUCGCGCCUCCUCAGGUCUACCAUCCUUCACCAGUCCCAGCGCCGUCGCCGCAGCCGCCAUUUCAGCCUGCGCAUAGCGCGUACCCACAGUACGUGCAGACGCCUGCUGUGGUGCACCCUCCCCCGUCCCCGCAGCCAGCGGCACAGCCUCCACCUCCACCAGCGCAGCCGGCGUACCAGUACCAUCAAGCGCAACCUGCCCCGGCGGUCUACCAACCUCCCCCAUCGCCGUCGCCGCAGUACCUCUCCCCGCGGCCGCAGUACCUCCCAGGUGCCGUCCCACCAGCAACGCAGUUCCUCGCACCAGCGAGCCCUCACCCGCCCCCGGCCGCGGCCACCGCGCCUGCCGCCCCAUAUCAACCCCCACCAGCACAACAGUUCCUUGCGCCGACCACACCAGCACUCACCUCACCACCUCCUCCAAGUGGAUACGCCGCAACACAGUUUGGACCCCCCGCACCCCAGUACCAUGCGCCGUCGCCUCAGCAUCUCCUCGCGUCCUCUCCAGCUGCCUCGCCCCUCCUGACGGCGACGACGCCGGCUCCCGUCCAAUACCAGGCGCCAUCAACUCCCUACCACGCCCCGCCAACCCCAACACCUGCAGUCCAGUACCAGGCUCCUCCGGCACAACAUCAUGGGCAGGCUCAAUCACCGCCAAAUCAGCAGUAUGCUUCGCCUCCGACUCAGCAGUACGCGUCGCCACCUAGUCAGCCCUACUCCUCGCCCCCAAGCCAGCAUUACUUCUCGGUGCCGAGCCAGCCCUAUGCGUCACCGCCGAUUCAGCAGUACGGCUCUUCGCCUUCUACACGACAGCCAAGUCCUCAACCUGUACCACAGCCCCCGGCCUCGUCCGACCCGUACGCGGCCAUGGCAGCGGCCUUUCCACCCGGUUGGACCUUCACGGCAAGCCCGCCGGCCCAGUCAUCGACUGGCGCUGCAACCCUUCCGUCGUUGCAGCAGGCGGCAGCAUCUCCCGCGUCCCACACCAACCUCCCGAAUCUCGAAGACGACCCCCUUCCCCCGCAGCCCGUCAUCCAGGCCGAGGGUCCCCCACCGCACAUCCUCCCCAUGUGCCCCACCAACCGCGAGCUGCUGUUCGACAUGACGUUCUACCACCUCCCGGCACACGCCGACUUCCUCAUGUGCACCUUCUGCCAUGCCAAGCACGUUGCCAACACUCCUCUGGCUCCUGCCUUCGCCAGCACGAUCAAGUUUAGGGGUACUUGCCGGUUCGGCUCAUCUCUACGUCUCACAAAGGUCCUCCUGCCGCAACGAGACAUCUCCGCCAUCACCGACUUCGUUGCCCUUCGCGCCGGCCUGCCGGUAUGCCCGGGAAGCAACGGCCAGCAGGCUGCAGGGACAGAGUAUUGGACCAGCUCUGAAUUCAAAGACUUGUUCAGCGUGUGCAACGGGUGUUAUCACGACUGGCUCGGCGCAACGCCGUGGCAGAACAAGUUUACCAAACAGUCUGGAGGCCAGUGGUACUGCGACGCGGCAAUGGGUGUACAGCAGCGCGGGCUGAAUAGGCACGGCUCGCGCGGCGACUGGGCCGGGUUUCUCGCGUACACCAACAAGUAUCCCAUCCUCGCGUGCGAGGGCAAGCCUGUCCCCGCUUCGUCCACAAGGUGGUAA
This is a messenger RNA of Vanrija pseudolonga, 1959 nucleotides long. RefSeq lists its product as uncharacterized. The transcript is spliced from 2 exons. The coding region runs from base 1 to 1959 and encodes 652 amino acids. NCBI's taxonomy places the organism in Eukaryota, Fungi, Basidiomycota, Tremellomycetes, Trichosporonales, Trichosporonaceae. The record is from RefSeq and is a predicted model, not a curated record.